CCCACAUGUAUUGGUUGGUUGGUUUGGUUUCAGUUCAUUUUGAUUUCCACAUAUAUUCGAUUUCUUUAGUUUUUUCCGCGAGGAAAAGGCUCUCUCCUCCUUCCCGACCCGGCCAGCUCUGUCUUCUUCCUCCUAACUCCAAAUUAAUCAUAAACAAACAAUCGAACAGAAGAAGAUAAUCACUGGCAUAAGCUGCAGUGACACCAUUGUUUGGUCUUGCAGCUGAGUGAUCUUUCUGGAUUCUUGGUUUUCAGGAGGCCUUUGCUCGGAAAUGGAAAAUCACGGUAACUCGGAUCCCAUCAAGCAAGACUCUCCCGAGGGACUCCCGUCCCUCAUCCAAGUUAUCUCGUCGAAUGGCGUGUCGGGCUUCGACAGCAUCGAAGGUCGCAGUGAUCAGUUCCUCGGCCCGUCAGUUCAAGAGACUGCACGGGGUUCCAAUUCAAAACUGGUGCAUGCUGUUUCCAUCAGCAUGCCAUCUUCCCCCCGGGAAGCUGACACGCCGAACGCGAAGAGAGUCCUUUUCGCCAAUAACGAUGAGCCAGCCAGUGGAGAUGGUAAUCCUGAUUCUACGCCGUCAGGGCAUCCCAAGCGGACCACGUUUUAUUCUCAGCCAAUGCCGAGAAGAUCAGGCGAGAACCCCCCGAGACAUCCUAGAGUUCACGCACUCAAGGAUAAGAGGUUCGACUCUUUCAAGACGUGGUCGGGAAAGCUCGAGAGGCAGCUGUCCAACUUGCGUGGGAAGCCGCGUCCCACUUCUCCUGAGGACGGCAGCAGCACCACUCCCACGGCGCCGGAGAGAAAUUUGCCCGUGGACCGGUUUUUCGAUGCCUUGGAAGGGCCCGAGCUUGACACCCUCAGGGCUUCUGAGGAAAUCGUACUUCCGGAUGACAAGCAAUGGCCGUUCCUCCUCCGGUUCCCGAUCUCAUCCUUUGGUAUCUGCCUCGGAGUGAGCAGCCAAGCGAUCAUGUGGAAGGCGCUGGCUACCUCCGAAUCCACAAACUUCCUCCAUGUGAGCACCAUAAUCAACACCGUGCUGUGGUCCAUCUCUCUUGCCCUUGUUGCAAUUGUCUUCCUCAUUUACCUCCUCAAGGUGAUCUUCUACUUUGAAGCCGUGCGUCGAGAGUACUACCACCCGAUCCGAGUCAACUUCUUCUUCGCCCCCUGGAUAGCACUUCUCUUCCUUUCCAUGGGGGUCCCGCCUUCGGUCACAAGCAAACUCCACCAUGCUCUGUGGUACGUCCUCAUGGCCCCGAUCUUCUGCCUCGAGCUCAAGAUCUAUGGCCAGUGGAUGUCAGGAGGCCAGAGACGGCUCUCGAAAGUGGCAAAUCCCUCCAACCAUCUCUCAAUUGUUGGUAACUUCGUAGGCGCCCUGCUCGGAGCCACGAUGGGGCUAAAGGAGGGGCCGAUUUUUUUCUUUGCUGUCGGGCUGGCCCAUUACACCGUUCUGUUUGUCACGCUGUAUCAGAGGCUCCCGACCAACGAGACUCUCCCCAAGGAGCUCCACCCGGUCUUUUUCCUCUUCGUGGCAGCUCCGAGCGUGGCCUCUAUGGCCUGGGCUAAAAUACAGGGCUCGUUCGAUUAUGGAUCGAGGAUCGCUUACUUCAUCGCCCUGUUCCUCUAUUUCUCACUGGCAGUCCGGGUGAACUUUUUCCGAGGAUUCAGGUUCUCACUGGCAUGGUGGGCCUACACUUUUCCGAUGACCGGUGCAGCAAUCGCAACCGUUCGUUACUCAAACGAAGUGACGAAUGUGGUGACACAAUCGCUCUCAGUGGCGCUAUCCGCCACGGCUACACUUACAGUGUUUGCCCUGCUUGUAACAACGAUCCUGCACGCAUUUGUCCUCCGUGACCUUUUCCCGAAUGACAUCGCCAUCGCGAUCAGCGAGAGGAGGCCAAAGAGCCACCACAGCCACAGGAAGUGGUUCCAUUUAAGGCACGGCAGCUCUGAUACCAGAGAUAUCGAGAAUUACUUGAAGUUCGCAACCUCUGAGGGGAAAGACAUUGAAGCCAGUAAUUCUGUGGAUGCUCCAAGUCCAGACGGAAACAAUCCCAACGUUCAAGCGUGAUGUUGAGAUUGUGCUUCCAUAGACACAUGCGAGGGGCAUCAAUCGUAUAAGGUGUGGUCCGAUGAACAUGUGUAUAGCUAGUGAGACGAAACUGAAUGCGUAACCAUUGUACAAAAAUCGUUCAGUCGAAUGUUGCAUACGUGAAAGGGUAUAGCUCAUCAUGUUCUUUACCGGUGUUUGCACCAUGAGAAACAUCUUCUGUGUCUGUGCCAUGCCCUGAACGAAACAACUAAGAAGGUCUCAGGACUUUUGCUUUGUUCUAUGAGAUUCAAGAGUUUUGUCAA
Punica granatum (pomegranate) is the source of this 2349-nucleotide messenger RNA. Lineage: Eukaryota; Viridiplantae; Streptophyta; Magnoliopsida; Myrtales; Lythraceae. The record is from RefSeq and is a predicted model, not a curated record.